CAUUAUUCCCGUGAUGAGUGGGUGCAGAAGUCUGUUUCUGUGUGGAUACGUGUUGACCGCGGUGUUUCAUACAACACUUCCUGCAUCAGUGCGCGACCGGUGCGUCGACCCCCCUGACCUAUCUGCCAGAUUGUCCGCCAGUAACUCUCAACUCCCACCCAGCCUAGAAACCCCAGACCCCAGACCGCGGCUCAACGAACCCCUAUCCACAGACUGUCCGUCACACGUCCCCACGACCGGCCCCAUCAGCGACCGGAGCAACUGCCCCUGGUAUUAUGCGCCUCAAACAGACAGUUCCAGGUUCCCCAAUAUGAUUCUACGGGCGGAGCUAAAAUGUGGAUAUUUCUGUCGACGGCCGAAACGAAACGGCCGCCUGGUUGAGAUGACGGCUGGAAGAUGUCUGCCUAUAUUCGACACAGUGAGAGUGUUGAGACACGAAGGGUGCAGCUCCGGCAUCAAGCGGUACAAUCUGACUGAGGAGCAGGUGCCCGUGGCCUACACGUGCGUCUUCCCCCUCGUCAGGGAGAGUGGAUCGUUACAGAGUAUCUAUGGCUUCGCGGAGUAG
Messenger RNA from Haliotis rufescens (red abalone), 565 nucleotides. RefSeq names its product interleukin-17C-like. Gene Ontology annotation, molecular function: cytokine activity. The coding region runs from base 14 to 565 and encodes 183 amino acids. Gene Ontology annotation, cellular component: extracellular region. NCBI's taxonomy places the organism in Eukaryota, Metazoa, Mollusca, Gastropoda, Lepetellida, Haliotidae. The transcript has 2 exons. The record is from RefSeq and is a predicted model, not a curated record.